CCUCCGUAAGCCUCGCGAGUUAUGUGAUUUCCGUUUUCUUCAUCCAGCAUGGCUACGCUGUAUGAGGGAUUCACGUUGUGCGGACUUGUACAUGCACAAAAUGCUUCCGAUUCUGGAAUUCAGGGAAUUGAAUUGGAUGGAGACAGCGACCAUGUUGUGGUCACCGACUCGACGAGAAAUGUCACUUUGUUCAAGGUUUCCGAUCAGAAGCCGCUGGGUAGUUGGACGGUGAAACAGGGUCAGACUCUAACCUGUCCCACGGUUUACAACACACACAACAAGGAGUAUGUUGGAAUCUCAGACAACAAAGUUAUCAGAGUUUGGAGAGAUGAUGACAUACACUUAGACAAAGCAUUCAAAGCAACUGUAACUGCAGACGUGUGGAGGAUCCACUCGGGCCCCGAGGGGGAGCCUGUGGUCCUGUUCCAGCGAGGGGGGGUCAGGCUCCUGGAUGCCCUCCUCUCUGCCCCUCAACAGGCCAUCGAGGAGGUCCUUACAGACGAGGAGGUCAUAAGGUGGAGCACGAGCAUCGUGGUCAAGCAACAGCGAUUUGUCCUCUUCACAACAGAACAGCGAGGACAGCAGGUCCUCUAUGUCCAGAGGCUGAACCCAAACACCUUACAGAAAUACACCCUGGAGAGAGAGGACUCGGGACUGUUACCACUGAGCUACUCUGCCUCCGUCAGGGACGGACACGUCAGCCUGCUCUGUCUGUACCCUAACGGGUGUGUGUACCAGAGUGUGGUGGCGCUAAGGAGGCCGGUGGAGUCCGAGGGGCCCCAGGCGCUGCCUCGUAGCCUGCUCCUGAGGCUGCCUGUGGGGGAGGGCCAGCUGGGGGCCGCCUCGGCCGUGUCCCUGGACGAGGCCCACGUCGCUGUGGUGGGGGUCCCUCACCCCUCCGCAGGGGCCGGGAGAGAUUUCCUCUGCAUUUGGAACACACAUUUUCAAACGCUCCAAGCAGGCAAGGAGAUGACAGGCAGAAUCUAUGGACAGCUAUGGUGUUAUUCUGGAAAGCUGUUCAUCCCGCACGGGAAAACGCUCUCAGUCAUUCCCUACGAGUGUCAGAAGUCCUGCUUGGCCUCAGUCCUGGGGAAACUGAAACAGACUGGAGAAGCAGAGCCCAGACCUUCAGGCAUGGUGGUGUGUUGGAACUCUCCCCUUCAUGGAGACCAAGCCCAGCCUGGUAGAGGGGUGGAGACAAGGAAGGGGAGGCUGACUAGGAAGAGCCAAUCAGCACCCUCUCUGACUGUCGACCAAGUGCUGGAGCUUAUCAAGACCGCUCCAGUGACGGAGGUCCAGAGGGAGGUGGAGGCUCUGUUCUCCAGGGCCGAUGCCCAGGACCUGCAGCCCUCCCUGGGCACGCUGGCCUGCCACCUGGUGGCACGCUGCCAGGCGGAGCCUGCCUUCUACACACCCACCACCCUGGCUCAGCUGGUGCACACCCAGUGCCUCUGCCACAGUCUGUGUCCCGACCUCCUGCUGCUGGCCCUGGAGAAGAAGGACUACUUCCUGUGCCAGCUGUGCCUGCAGCUCUUCCGAGACAUCCCCGAGGCGGUCACCUGCGCCUGCCUCAAGGCCUUCCUCAGUGUCCCCGACGGCGAUGCCGAGAUGGUGAGCCUGGAGCCAGACAGCGUCUCCUUCAUGGAGGGCCUGGUGGCUUCCGGACGGGGCCCGGGGGCCCAGCAGAACGGCUUCAGCCCCACCCUGUACGAGGAGGACAGCUGCGACGUGCCCCCCAGUGGACAGCCCAGGCCCGAGGAGGGGAAGGACGGUCAGCCCCCCAGGGAGAGCUGCCCUGUGGGGCUGCACAAGGCUGUGCUCCUAAAUGAGGUGCUGCAGACGGCAUACAGUGACUGCUUCCUGCUCCCCCAUCUUAAGGACCUCUCCUCACAGGAAGUCGUCCUCUUCCUCCAGUACCUCCAGUUCCUCUAUAUGAAAUACUCUCAAGAUUUCUACACACAAGCAAACAUGGGUUUGAGAUUGCCCACAAUGACACAGAUCAUGGACUGGGUGUGUUUGCUGUUAGACUCUCAUUUCACCGUCUUGGUCAUGGCCCCGGAAUGCAAGGGCCUCCUCAUCGACCUUCAGAGAUUCGUCAAGAAUCAGGUGAGGCUGUUCUCAGAGUUGGGGAAGAUGGAGGGCAGCCUGGAGGAGCUGCAGAAGAUGAAGCAGUCCAAGGAAAUGGGCCAGUACGCCAUCGAAGUCAUCCAGUUGUUUUAGACUAAUGAUGUGUACAGAUUUUGUUUUUAACUGAAACUCAACAUGGUUGUUCUCCUCCCACAGCCAGUUUAGCUCACAGCGGUUAUGACUGAACCCCGAUUUUGUCUUUUGGUGAAAGAUUCUCACGGGAGUCCAUGUUAGGGGACUUGGUGGGGGGAGUCCAUAAUGUGUGCCGUUUGUGAUUCGAGACUUUGCUGACAUGCAAACCGCUAUAACUAGGUGUUCUGACCAUGCCUGUCAAAUGUAUCCAAAGUGUAUUUUUAGUACUGUCUGCAGAGAUUAAUUAUGCAGCAAAAUAUAGACAUCUUCAAAUGUAAUCUCAAACCUUCUUUUGAACAUAAUGAAGUCUAAAACUACAAACUGGAUACAUAAACCAGCUGUUUAUUAUGAAUAAUUGUAAAUCUGCCCAUCUUGGUGAAUUGUGUCACAUUUUCUAGAUGCCAAUUCUAGAUGUUAAAUGUGUUGCAUAAUCUCAAGAGGUUAAUUGUUUUCAUGUGACAGUAUUUUAUUAAAAAAAAUACCUUUCUGUGC
Hypomesus transpacificus is the source of this 2751-nucleotide messenger RNA. RefSeq names its product nucleolar protein 11 (gene nol11). NCBI's taxonomy places the organism in Eukaryota, Metazoa, Chordata, Actinopteri, Osmeriformes, Osmeridae. The transcript has 18 exons. Gene Ontology annotation, cellular component: nucleolus; nucleus. The record is from RefSeq and is a predicted model, not a curated record. Gene Ontology annotation, molecular function: RNA binding. Gene Ontology annotation, biological process: maturation of SSU-rRNA. Bases 49 to 2220 code for a protein of 723 amino acids.